Manis pentadactyla (Chinese pangolin) is the source of this 10101-nucleotide messenger RNA. Its product is annotated as zinc finger protein 337-like. The record is from RefSeq and is a predicted model, not a curated record. Gene Ontology annotation, molecular function: DNA-binding transcription activator activity, RNA polymerase II-specific; RNA polymerase II cis-regulatory region sequence-specific DNA binding. The transcript has 4 exons. Lineage: Eukaryota; Metazoa; Chordata; Mammalia; Pholidota; Manidae. Gene Ontology annotation, cellular component: nucleus. The coding region runs from base 188 to 2680 and encodes 830 amino acids. Gene Ontology annotation, biological process: regulation of transcription by RNA polymerase II.
GGAGCUGCGCCAGCAGGUACCCUGGCUCCCUCUGCCCUUCUCAGGACCCUGGAGGUGGCUGUGCUGGUGCCCGUGACUGCCCCCCACUGUGAGGGUCAGCCCUGCCUCACAUGGGGCAGGUGCACCCAGGCUCCCUCUUACUCUCUUCCCUCCCCACAGAGCAGCCCUCCGAGGGGUUCCCUUCUCCAUGGAGAGCAGGAAGGCGGCUCUGGGACCCUGGAAGGCUGACAGAGAGGCUUUUGUGACAUUUGAGGAUGUGGCUGUGGAUUUCACGCAGAAGGAAUGGAAGCUGCUGAGCCCUGCGCAGAGGACCCUGUACAGACACGUGAUGCUGGAGAACUUCAGCCACCUGGUGUCGCUGGCAGGAAGUCCCUGUUCUAAACCGGACCUCAUCACGUGGCUAGAGCGAGGGGAAGAGCCAUGGAGGGAAGAGAGGAGACACCGGCCAGGCCCCCGUCCAGAAACAAAGCCAGAAAUCCAUCUCUGUCCCUGCUGCCCACUGGCCUGCACUCAGCACAUCCUUUUGAGGCACACGAUUUACGAAAAUUCUGCUCAGAUGUCUGCAGGUGCACGUGCAACAAAUUACCUACAGCCAAGGAGUCCUGGCCUGGAGCACCAGGAACAAGAGCAGGAAGAACUCUCUCAUCAGAGUGACCAGAGUGAUAGGGCAGCAGGUCAAGAGAGAGAAGAAAACUCCCAGACCUUGUUGAGGAGGGGGAGUCAGAUGUCUGGGAUAACUUCCAGCACAUACCCCACCCAGGCAGUAAGUCUGGGGCAAAGGAACUCAGUGGUGGAAAUAGAGGGCUGCCAAGCCCAGAGGGGAAAUCCUAAAGAAACAGGCAAAGCAUUAAGAGGAAGAGAAAAUUCAGGAUGGGAAGCGUUCAAAUGUGCAGAGUGUGGGCAACGCUUUAAUCAGAAGACAAAGCUGCUUGAACACAGAAAAGCACAUUAUGGACAGAAUCUUUUAACAUGCAGGGAGUAUGGACAGGACUUUACUGAUAAGUCAGCACUAUUCUUGCACCAGAAGACGCACCGAGGAGAGAGUCCAUAUAUGUGCAGGGAGGGUGGGCCAGACUUCAGCAGUAAGUCAAACCUCGUAACAUACCAGAGGACACACUCUGGGGAGAAGCCUUUUGUGUGCAAGGAGUGUGGGAAAGGCUUUAUCCAAAAAUCAUCCCUGAUCUCCCACCAGUGGAAACACUCCAGUGAGAAGCCUUUUGUGUGCAGGUAUUGUGGACGAAGUUUUAGCUGGAAGUCAAAUCUCCUGAGACACCAGAAGACACACUCAGGGAAGAAGACUUUCGUUUGUAAAGAGUGUGGGCAAGGCUUUAUCCAAAAAUCAUCCUUGAUCUCCCACCAGUGGAAACACUCAGGGGAGAAGCCUUUUAUGUGCAGGCAUUGCGGGCAAACUUUUAGCUUUAAGUCAAAUCUCCUGAGACAUCAGAAAACAAACUCAGGGGAGAAGCCUUUUGUGUGCAGGUAUUGUGGGCGAAGUUUUAGCUGGAGGUCAGAUCUGUUGAGACAUCAGAAGACACACUCAGGUGAGAAGCCUUUUCUUUGCAGUUACUGUGGGCGAUGUUUUAGCUUGAAGUCAAAUCUCCUGAGACAUCAGAAGACACACUCAGGUGAGAAGCCUUUUGUGUGCAAAGAGUGUGGGCAACGCUUUAUCCAAAAAUCAUGCCUGAUCUCCCAUGUGAGGACACACUCACAGGAGAAGCCUUUUGUGUGCAAGGAAUGUGGGCUAGGCUUUAUCCGAAAAUCAUCCCUGAUCUCCCACCUGCGGACACACUCAGGAGAGAAGCCUUUUGUGUGCAGGUACUGUGGGGUAAGUUUUAGCCUGAAGUCAAAUCUCCUGAUACAUCAGAAGACACACUCAGGGGAGAAGCCUUUUGUGUGCAAGCAGUGUGGGCAAGGCUUUACCCAGAAAUCAUCCCUCAUCUCCCACAAGUGGAAACACUCAGAGAAGAAGCCAUUUGUGUGCAAGGAGUGUGGGCAAGGCUUUAUCCGAAAAUCAUCCCUGACCUCCCACCAGUGGAAACACUCAGGGGAGAAGCUUUUUUUGUGCAGAUAUUGUGGACAUAGUUAUAGCUCGAAGUCAAAUCUCCUCAGACAUCAGAAGGUACAUUCAGGGGAGAAGCCUUUUGUGUGCAAGGAGUGUGGCCAAGGCUUUACCCGAAAAUCAUCUCUGGUCUCCCACCAGAGGACACACUCAGGGGAGAAGCCUUUUGUGUGCAGGUAUUGUGGAUGUAGUUUUAGCUCAAAGUCAAGUCUCCUGAGACAUCAGAAGACUCACUCAGGGGAGAAGCCUUUUGUGUGCAAGGAGUGUGGCCAAGGCUUUAUCCGAAAAUCAUACCUGAUCUCCCAUCAGAGGACACACUCAGGGGAGAAGCCGUUUCUUUGCAGUUAUUGUGGACGAAGUUUUAGCUUGAAGUCAAAUCUCCUGAGACAUCUGAAGACACACUCAGGUGAGAAGCCUUUUGUGUGCAAGGAGUGUGGACAAGGCUUUAUCCAAAAAUCAUCCCUGAUCUCCCACCAGUGGAAACACUCAGGGGAGAAGCCUUUUGUGUGCCAGGAGUGUGGGCAAGGCUUUAUCCGAAAAUCAUCCCUGAUAGCCCAUCUGUGCAAACACUCAGAGAGAAGCCUUUUGUGUGCAGGUAUUGUUGGCAAAGUUUUAUCUUGAGUUAAAUCUCCUGAGACGUGAGGAGACAAAGUUGGUAGUGAGAAAUGUCUUUUGUGUGCAAGGAGUAUGGGCAAUGCUGUACCCAAAAAUCACCUCUGAUCUCCCACCAGUGGAAACAGGUGAGAAGCUGCAAUUCCUGUAGUGAGUGUGGGGAACAGUUUGUCCAGAAGUCAGUCCUUGUGAAACAACGGAACACACUCUCAGGGAAGAAGUCUGUGUGCAGAGUAUGGGCAAGUGUGGAAGUGGGAAAUGAUAAGAAAGGUGCAUGACAGAACGUGCCAGGUAACGGUAAGGGGUCAGAUCCCAGAGGUGUAUGCACAUGUGAAACUCCAUGAAUUUGGGAUUUGGAUUAAAAUGGCAGAAUAGUAUGGCAAGGUGGAAACGUCCUCCCCCAAACACAUAAGAGCAGAAAAUACAGCAAAUACGACUAAGCCUGAAAAUGACCUGAAGAAACCUCACAGAAAAGGGCAAAGUGACAGAGUCGGGACUGAGCAGGACCCAAGCCCUUCCCCCAACGCAGUCCCGCUGGCUGGAGAAAGAGGCCUGGAGUGGGAAGGCAGAAAGAGCCCAGGAGUGCUGCACAGCUGGCCAUGGAGAUCUCCGGCAGCACGAGCCCACGUUACAUUGGGUUCUGGUGUUCGGUGGAGCUGCACACCAGGGACAGGCGGACAGCUCUGGGAGGCUGAUUCCAGCUGCUUUGGGAGGACAAGCAUGCUCUGCCAGGCCUGAGACCCAAAGCAGAGGUGGCAGUUUGAAAGACUUUAUAGCAGUAGGAAAGGUCACUGGGGCAAGGGUUGGAUGGAACUCAGAAGAAAGGUAGGUGGAAAAUACCUCCCAAGCCAUACCUCAGCCCACCAGAUGGGGAACUCUUGGGUGUCCCAGACGCUCCAUCUCCCUUGCUGGAAAUGGAGCCCCAAGGCUGCUCCCUGCACACACUCUGCUGGCAGCCAACCCACUUUGCCCAGCGGCAGCAUCAGCUCUUGCUGCCUGGCAGGCAGAGGGAGACGCUCCCCGCUUCCUUGGCUCCAUUGCAGCCCAACCCAGUUGAUGCCUGCAGGAGCCAGCCCCAAGAGCUCCUUCCUGUGGGUAUCCAAGCCUGGUGCUCUGGGUCCAGGCACAGCUGCACACUGGUCCACCCAUUCCAUGAACCCUGCUAUUACUGCAGGCAGGCAGAGGGUAGCCCUGCCCACAAUGAUUUUAGCAGAGAUUGCAGAACUGAUCGUGAAGGCAGCAGCUUAAGCAAGCCACCGCCCAGACUUAGACCACUACAGACGCCAGAUAGAAAGAUGCUGCUCCCAUGGUACGACAAGCUGGAACCUCCACAAAGUAAAACCAUGCACUAGAGUGUAAAAAUCUUGAGCUUCUGGGCACUGUAUGAUGCCUUCAUAAAGCUAUUACUCUGUAGGCCAGAAAGUAUAGCAGAGCCAAAUACAAAGGAAAAAACACAGAAACCCUGACAAAGUGAGUACACAGAGGAAUAUGAUUCAAUCAGAAGUACAUGACAGAACCCCAGAAAGAGGGCUAAAUGGAACAAAACACCAAUCUGAAAUCUGCUUGAGCUAAGGUUGACCCAAGAUCAACCAGAUUUCAAAGUAAAAGUCAUGAACAUGCUCACAGAUUUACAGAAAAGUAUUCAUGAUCUCAGAGAGGACUUCAACAAAGAGAAAGAAAACCUGAAGAACUCAGAGCUGGAGAAUACAGUAUCUGAAGUGGAACAUAACGGAGGAAUUUAAAAGAUUAGAUCAUGUAGAGGAGAUGGUAAAUGAAAUGGAAAUUAGCAAACAGGAAAACAAGAACCUGAGAAACAGAAAGAAGGAUCUCUACAAAUGAAAGAAUAAUGAGAGCUGUGUGACCAAUCCAAAUGAAACUAUUUUCAUAAUAGAGGUAUAAGAAGGAGAUGAGAGAGACAAAGGGAUAGAAAGUCUCUCUGAGGAAAUAAUUGUUGAAAAUUUCCCCAAUCUGGAGAAGGAAAUACUCAGGUCAUGGAAGAACAGAGACCCCUAACAAAAGGAACUCCAGGAAGACAACACCAAGACAUAUAAUGAUGAAAAUGGCAAAGAUCAAAGAUAGGGAGAGAGUGUUGAAAGCAUCCAGAGAGAGAAAAAGGAUUACUUAUAAAGGAAAUCCCAACAGGCUAUCCACAGACUACUCAAUAGAAACUCUUCAGGCUGGGAGUGCCGAGAUGUUUAUUUAAUACAGAAACAAGGACUUCCAGCCAAAGAAUCAUCUACUGAGCAAGACUCAUAAAAAUUUGCAGCAGGGAUUAAAUAAUUUCCAGAAAGAAGUUGAAGGAAUUUGCUACCACUAAGAUAGCCUUACAGGAUAUGUUUAAGGGACUGUUGUAGGUGGAAAUAACUUUAAGGCUAAAGAGAUUUCACCAGUGAAAAUAAAUCCACAGUAAAGGUAGUAGACCAAUUACCAAGUAAGUACAAAAUGAAAACAAACGCAAAAUCAACUACAUAAAGUCAGUCAAGGGAUAAACAAAAUGCAGGUUGACAUGGAAAAUGUGGAGGAGGAAGAAGAAAAAUAUCUUUAGACUGUGUUUGAAAUACAGUAAUCAGUUUGAGAUAGACUACUGUAUAGUAAGGAAGCUAUCAUUGAAACUUUCACAACCACAAAACUAAAGCCUACAACAAAUUACACAAGAAAGUUAAAUAAAAAUCCAAAUACAACACUAAGGAAAACCACCAAUAACAAGAGAAGAGUAUAAGAGAGGAAGAAAGCAACGGGGGGUGGAGGGGGUAGUACCCAAAAAAAAAAAAUGGCAAUAAGUACAUAUCUAUCAAUAAUCACCUUAAAUGUAAAUGAACUGAAUGCAUCAAUCAAAAGACACAAAGUGGCAGACUGGAUAAGGAAACAAGACCCAUCAAUAUGUUGCCUACGAGAGAUAAAUUUUAGACCCAAUUAUAUACACAGACUAAAAGUGAAGGAAUGCAAAAAGAUAUUUCAAGCAAAUAAUAGGGAGAAGAAAGGAUUAGCAGUUCUUAUAUCAGACAAAAUUGAUUGAAAACAAGAGACAAAGGACAUGACAUGAUAACGGGACCAGUCCAAUGAGAGGAUAUAACCAUUAUAUAUACACCCAACAUAGGAGCACCUAAAUAUUUAAAAUACUAAUAAUUAAAGGGGGAAAUGAUUUGCAAUAUAAUCAUUUUAGAAGACAGACACACCACUCACAUCAAUAGAUCAACCAUACAGAGUAAAUAAGCAGAGGCACUGAACAACACAUUAGAUCAAAUGGACUUAACAUAUCUCCACAACACUCCAUAAAAAAGCAGCAAAAUACACAUUCUUCUCAAGUGCACAUGGAAUGUUCUCCAGAAUAGAUGACAUACUAAACCACAAGAAAAGCCUCAAUAAAUUACAAAAGAUCAAAAGUAUCAAAAAGCUCAGGCCACAAUGAUAUGAAACUAGCAAUAAAUUACAUUUAAAAAGCCUACAAACUCAUGGAGGCUUAACAUGCUUCUAAAUAAUAAAUGGAUCAAUGAACAAAUUAAAUCAAUUCAUGAAGACAAAUGAAAACAAAAACACCAUAGCCCAAAAUCUGUGGGAGGUGGCAAAGGGAGUUCUAAGAGGAGAGUACAUAGCAGUAGAGGAUUACCUUAAGAAACAACAAUCCCAAAUAGUAUAAAAUCACAAAGAAACAAGAAAAAGAGCAAAUGAAGCCCAAAGUUAGUAGAAGGAGGGAUAUAAUAAAGAUCAAAGCAGAAAUAACAACAAAAAAUGAAACCAGGAGCUGUUUUUUUGAGAAACCCAUAGCCAGACCUACCAAAUAAAAGAGUGUAUGCAGAAAAACAAAAUCAGCAACAAGGAAAAUCACAACAGAUACCACAAAUACAAAGAAUUAGAGAAUACUAUGGAAAAUUAUAUGCCAAAAAAUUGGACAACCAAGAAUAGACAAUUUCCUAGAAAAAUACAGCUGUCCAAGGCUGACCCAGGAAGGAACAGAAUCUGAACAGAACAAUCACCAGCAAGGAAAUCGAAUUGGUAAUAAAAAAGCUGAGGUACAAUGGCUUCACAGCAUAGUUCUACCAAACAUUUAAAGAGCUAAUACCCAUCAUUCUUAAAGUAUUCCAAAAAGUAGGAGGGAAUACUUACAAACUCAUUCUGUGAGGCCAGCAUCACUCAAUACCAAAACCAGAGAAAAAGUAGACCAACAUCCCUGGUAGACAUAAAUGCAAAAAUCCUCAACAAAAUAUUAGCAAACCAAAUCCAAAAAUACAUCAGAAAGGUCAUCAUGACCAAGUGGGAUUUAUUCCAGGGAUGCAAGGAUGGUGUACAAUAUUUUUAAAUCAAUAUCGUACACAUUAACAAAAAUGAUGAAAACCACACGAUCAUCUCAAUAGAGGCUGAAAGCAUUUGACAGAAUUCAACAUUCAUUCAUAAUAAAAACAAAAUGUGUAUGGUACAUCAACAUAAUAGCCAUAUAUGACAUCUGUAGUCAGCAUUGUACUUAAUAGCUGAAAGCUUUUCAUCUAAGGUCAGGAACAAGACAAGGAUGCCACUCAUCACUUUCAUUCAACAUAGUACUGGAGGUCCUAUCCAUGGCAAUCAGAAAACACUGAGAUAAAAGGGAUCAAUUGGUAAGGAAGAAGUUAAACAUUAUUUGCAAAUGACAUGGUAUUGUACAUAGAAAACAUUAAAGGAUCCACCCCAAAAAUACUGGAAUAACUGAAUUCAGCAAAGUUGCAGGAUACAGAAUACACAGAACUCUGUGGCAUUCCUAUAUACUAACAACAGACUAGCAGAAAUAGAAAUUAGGAAAACAACUCACUUUACAAUUGCAAUAAAAAGAAAAUACCUAGGGAGUAAACCUAACCAAGGAGAUGAAAGACCUAUAUUCUGAAAACUACAAGACACUCAUGAGAGAAACUAAAGAAGACACCAAUAAAUAGAAAUCUAUCCUGUGCUCAUGGAUAGGAAAAAUAUUGUCAAAAUGGCCACCCUGCCCAGAGAACUUACAGAUUCAGUGCAAUCCUUAUCAAAAUACAGCAUUCUUCAAUGAACUAGAACAAAUAGUUCUAAAAUUCAUAUGGCAAUAAAAAAGACCCCAAAUAGCCAAAGCAGUCCUGAGAAGGAAGAACAAACAUGGGGAACUUAUGCCCCCUAACUUCAAGCUCUACUACAAAGCCACAGUAAUCAACUUGGUACUGGCACAAGAACAGACCCAUAGAUCAAUGGAACACUAAUACAGAGUCCAGACAUAAACCCGCACAUACAUGGUCAGUUAAUAUAUGAUAAAGGACACAUGAAUAUACAAUGUGGAAAAGACAGCCUCUUCAACAACUGGAUUAUUGUUUAGCUACAUACACAAAAGUAAACUCAAAAUGGAUCAAAGACCUGAAUGUAAGUCAUGAAACCAUAAAACAGAAGAAAACAUAGGCAAAAAUCUCUUGAAUGUAAGCAUGAGCAACUUUUUACUGUACACAUCUCCUCCAGCAAGGUAAACAAAAUAAAAAAUGAGCAAGAGGGACUACAUCAAACUAAAAAGCUUCUAAACAGCAAAGGACACUGUCAGAACAGAAAGGCAUCCUGCAGUAUGAGAGAAUAUAUUCAUAAAGUUUAUCUGAUAAGGGGUUAACAUCCAAAUAUAUAAGGGACUCUCACCUCAACACCCAAGAAAAUAAUCCAAUAAAAAAAUGGAGAACCUGAAGAAAGACACUUUUCCAAAGAAGAAAUGCAAGUGGCCAACAAGCACAUGAAAAGGUGCUCCACAUCACUAAUCAUCAGGGAAGUGCAAAUUAAAACCACAAUGAGAUAACACUUCCCAUCAGGACAGCCACUAUCCAAAAGACAAGAAACAACAAACACUGAGGGUGCAGAGAAAUAGGAACCCUCUUGCACUGUUGCACGUGACUGCAAAUUGGUACAACUGCUGUGGAAAGCAGUAUGGAGGUUCCUCAAAAAACAAACAAAAAUAGAAAUACCAUUUGACCCAGUAAUUCCACUCCUAGGAAUUUACUUGAAGAAAACACAACCCCUGAUUCAAAAAGUCAUAUGCACUCCCAUGUUUAUUGCACUGUUUACAAUAGACAAGUUGUGAAAGAAACCUUAAGUGUUCAUCAAUAGUUGAAUGGAUAAAGGAUAUGUACAUAGACACAAUUGAAUAUUAUUCAGCCGUAAAAAGAAAAAUUUGCCGUUUGCAAUGACAUGGAUGGGUCUAGAGGGUAUUAUGUUCAGUGAAAUAAGCCAGGUGGAGAAAGGCAAAUGCCAUACGAUUUCACUUAUUUGUGGAAUAUUAAAAAAAGCAAAACAGAAGACCUCUUAGACCCUGAGAAGUGACUAGUGGUUAUGAAGGUGAAAGGGUUCAUGCGGAUGGGUGGCUGGAGGGGAAUAAAAGGGCAUAAUAACAAUAUAAGCUGAUCACAGGGACUGUUGAACCAUUGUGGUGUGUGUUUGAAAUCAACACAAGAUUGUAUAUUAAAGAUAUUUUAAUUUAAAAAAUUGUUAAUGCACAUGGUAAUAAGCUAAUCCAUAGAAAAUACAUCUAAUCAGGCAUGUAAAAUCAUAAGCCGGGACACAGUUCUCAAUACUUGGUCCAAGCAGAAGUUCUUUUGUAUCAAGAAUCUAUAAUGCAACAAAUACAAUGGUAAAUGAAACAUGUAUUAUAGGAAGCACACUUACAGCAGUCUUAACAAAAGCAAGUACAUCUGUGUGAAGUCAUGUUUUAUGCGUCUAAUUAUUAAUAUUUUAAUCAACUGUAUUAGAGAAAAGGCUGACUUUCUACUUGCUCUGUUUAAGAAAUGAAAUUGUCAUAGGAUAUUAAAGACUAUGUAGCCAAAAAAAUAUAGAAAACAAGAAUUAUAUAGAUAGUCAAGCAGUUCAUUAACAGAUACUACAAUUUCUUUCAGAUUUUGUAAUAUUUGCCAUAUCUUUGUAAGUUUAUCAUUUAUUGGGAUUUCUUUUCUCAUUUGAAAUACAAUCACAGCUGAAAAGGAAAAGUUCAGCUCAGGGACAUGGGUAUACUUUUAAAAAAAUCAUAAGAUUUAAAAACACCCUUCCCAAAACCUGACCAACAUAUCAAUAGGACCCAGUAUAACUGACAACCUACUUGAGUUCAUAGGGAAAUAUAAAACGUGAGACAAAAACGGCCAUGAGGAUACUGAAGCCUUUGACACCCAUACAACAAAUAGUAACACAGCCCCACUCUGGGUCAGAUAAAUAUAAAACUUCACACAAAAGGCCUAUUUACUUACAGUUCUGUUACCUAACACAUAUUUAGCACCCAAUGGAAAAUUAAAAGGGCCUCUCAAGAAAUCAUACAAGGAACAAGAGGAGUGAAAUAUUUCAUGAAUUGUAAGAAAAAGUAACCUGUAAUUCUGUAUCCCAUGACAUUGUCCUUCAGAAGUGGAGAACAAGCCCUUUCUCAGACAACAAAAAUGGAAUUUUUUCCCAGUAGACAAGAUUUGCAAAAAAAAAAGAAA